ACACGAUAAUACGACAUCCCUAUUUUCUAAAAAGCGCCGUAUAAGAUAUGACUUGUUGAGAUAAAUCUGUCCAGUACGUUUUGUAGUUUACGAGUGUUAGGUGGUACGUCAUUGCUUUUUGGGCAAAAAAGAUCUUUGAUCAUUUUUAUUAACAUCUAUUUUAUAUAAUAUUUUUUAAUAAAUUAAGUUAAUCCGAAUCGGAUUAAAAAUUAUUUUUGAAAAAAAUGUCUCAAGAUGCAACAGAUAAAAAAUCAUUUUUUGAAACAAUCAUUAGAGUUUUCCUAGCGGAAUUUUUCGGAACAGCAAUGUUAUUAUUUAUUGGUUGUAUGGGGUGUGCUUUUGACUUAAAACAUCCAUUUCCCGGUUUUGCGCCUGCUUUAACUUUUGGUUUAGCCGUCAUGGUGAUAGUACAGAUAUUCCUUCAUAUCAGUGGAUCACACAUAAACCCGAUUAUAACAAUAGCCGUGGUUAUUUUUGGAGCUAUGAAACCAUUAGUGGCGGGUAUAUAUAUUACAGCGCAAAUGUUGGGGGGAAUUUUUGGAUUUGGACUUAUUAAAUUGUUAUUAACCGAGCAUUUCACGGAGGUUCAUAUACCGAGUCCGGGUGGAAACGGCACAAUUCAUCAUCUUUGCGUGACACAACCAAAUCCGUAUAUUUCACCAUUCCAAGCUACUGCUAUUGAAGCAAUCACAUCCGGGAUUCUUAUUUUACUUCUUUGCGGAAUAACGGAUAAAAGAAAUCAUGCUAACACCGAUUCACUUCCGUUAAGAUUUGGUUUUGCUAUAACUGGUUUAGCAAGUGCUAGCGCUCAAUUCACUGGAGGAAGUAUGAACCCAGCAAGAUCUUUUGCUCCCGCUUUACUUAAUGGAAUAUGGAGUAAUCAAUGGAUUUAUUGGGUUGGACCAACAGCUGGCGCUAUAACUGCAGCUUUAUUCUACAAAUUUUUGUAUUAUGAAAAACCCGAAGUAGCAAAACCCGAUGAAUUACAAGAAUUAGACGAGAUCGGCGAUAAUGGUACCAAAGCAUAAUUAAAAAGAUUCUUAUCAAAAAAAAAUUAAUCCAGAAAUUAAUUACUUAAAUUAUUAUUGUUGUUAUAUUU
This is a messenger RNA of Onthophagus taurus, 1099 nucleotides long. The record is from RefSeq and is a predicted model, not a curated record. NCBI's taxonomy places the organism in Eukaryota, Metazoa, Arthropoda, Insecta, Coleoptera, Scarabaeidae.